AUGGCGGCGGGCGUGAGGGCGGAAGUGUGGUGCGGCUUCCGGUGCGCUGACAAACUGCUGCCCACAGUUCCCACACCCGGGCGGAGAGCGCAGCGGCAGUCAGUCAGUGUGUAUCUGGGAGACAAGAUGGCGUCUGCGGCGGCGAAGCAGAUAGCGGCGGAGCAGGUGGUGGCCGGGUUCAAUCGGCUGAGACAGGAACAGAGGAGCUUGGCUUCCAAAGAAGCAGAACUUGAGAUGGAGCUAAAUGAACACACGUUGGUCAUUGAGACCCUGAAAGACGUGGACCCGAGCAGGAAAUGUUACCGCAUGGUUGGGGGGGUCCUGGUGGAGCGGACUGUUAAGGAAGUGUUACCGGCUCUGGAGAACAACAAGGAGCAGAUUAAUAAAAUCAUUCAGUCGCUCAGCACGCAGCUGCGGGACAAAGGGCGCGAACUGAACGAGUUCCGGGAGAAACACAACAUCCGCCUCAUGGGGGAGGAGGAGAAGCACACGCCCAAGGAGAACGGAGACGGCUCUGGUUCCAAGCAGAGCACCGCGGGGGUUCUGGUGUCCUGAUCGUUUCCCUGUCGUUGCUCCAGUUCAGCCCCCACCUCACACCUGAGAGCUCCACACUGCAGACGUUGUGGUACUGUGUGUCACAGCGGGCGUGACGCCAGGGUCACCACGCGUGAGGGUUGCGAUGAUUGCGUGCUUCAGGUUACUCUUGUUGUCGUUGGUAAAUAAAGUAUGCUUGUUGUACCGGU
Pseudophryne corroboree (corroboree frog) is the source of this 743-nucleotide messenger RNA. RefSeq names its product prefoldin subunit 2 (gene PFDN2). The record is from RefSeq and is a predicted model, not a curated record. Lineage: Eukaryota; Metazoa; Chordata; Amphibia; Anura; Myobatrachidae. Gene Ontology annotation, cellular component: cytoplasm; prefoldin complex. Gene Ontology annotation, molecular function: protein folding chaperone. Gene Ontology annotation, biological process: protein folding. Bases 1 to 555 code for a protein of 184 amino acids. The transcript is spliced from 4 exons.